AAUAAAGUCAAGCAACAUGUCCACGAGAAGGAAACACGUUCUGAAAGAGGUGGUCGAAACGCCGGCAAAGCAAGAUGACACGGUUCUCAGCAAGGUGGACGGUAUUUGGCUGCGAACGUUUCUACUGGUUACUUGCGUCAAGAUGCUCCUGAUUCCCACUUACCACUCCACUGAUUUUGAAGUACACCGUAAUUGGCUCGCUAUCACGCAUAGUCUGCCUGUUAAGGAAUGGUACGUGAAUACACAUUCUCCAUGGACUUUGGAUUAUCCUCCUCUGUUCGCAUGGUUUGAAUACUGCCUCAGUCAGAUAGCAGUGUUCCUCGAUCCCGAGAUGGUCAAGGUGGAGAACUUGAAUUACGCAUCGCCAAAUACUGUGUACUUCCAAAGAGGCACUGUUAUACUUGCUGAUAUGAUAUUCGCAUAUGGAGUAAGAGAAGCAGGCAGAACGUUUUGUCAAUCUGUGAACAGCAGUGUAGUCUUCGUACUUUUAUCACUGUGCAACAUAGGGCUACUGAUAGUGGAUCAUAUACACUUCCAAUACAAUGGCUUCCUACUCGGCAUUCUGUUGAUAUCAAUGUCGAACGUGUCGAUGGUCGGCGAGCAGACGUCGGUAUUGCAAGGAGCAGCAUGGUUCGCCGUUUUACUCAAUCUAAAACACCUGUAUGUGUACGUAGCACCGGCAUACAUCGUCUGGCUUCUAAAGUCGUACUGCCUGAACGGUGGGAAAUUCUUUAAACGUAUAUUCACACUCGGACUUAUCGUUCUGGCCGUCUUAGUGGUAUCUUUCGGUCCGUUCAGAACUCAAUUGCCACAGGUGCUUUCCCGUUUGUUUCCGUUUAAAAGAGGCUUGGUACAUUCCUAUUGGGCUGCAAAUGGUUGGGCGCUGUACAUCGGCGUAGAAAAAGUGUUAUCUGUGAUAUGGAAACGUUUGGGCUGGUUAGGAGACGCUAAAACCGCAGUGAUGACGGGCGGAUUAGUGCAGGAACAGGCCUUUCUUAUAUUACCCACUCCCACGCCCAUUGUCACAUUCCUCUUGACUUUUUUGGCAACACUUCCUGCUCUAUGGUACCUAUUCCAUAAGAAGCACUAUAUGAACUGGAAAUACUUUGUUAGGUGCAUUGUCCUAUGCGCUUUAGGAUCGUUCAUGUUCGGCUGGCAUGUGCAUGAAAAAGCCAUAUUGACCGCGAUCGUUCCUUUGUGCGUUCUGGCGGCGACGGACGAGGAAGAUGCACGGACAUUCAUAAUUCUAAGUAGCACCGGUCACACCGCUCUUUUCCCACUGUUAUACCCCGAUAAUCUAUCUCCGUUAAAAAUAAUAUUGUCGCUGACGUAUGCGCUAAUGUCGAUUGUAACUCUGACGAGUCAUCAUGGCAAGUCUCUGUUACGAUUACACGAGUGGCUGUACGUGAUUCCGCUGCCGCUGGUCACGAUUUACGAAACGAUGUUGCACAAGUUGCUGUUCGGCGACAGGCUGCCAUUCCUGCCGUUAGCGUUUACUUCCAUAUAUUGCGCGAUCGGUGUCACUUAUUGCUGGAUACUGUAUUACUGUAUAUAUCUGCGAAACAACGUUCGCACCGACGACAAAACAGCAGCGGGCAAAUCGAGGCGCCAAAGAUUGAAGGAUAAAUAGAAGAUGCGAUUGUGAGAAAUC
Molecule: messenger RNA, 1651 nt
Organism: Dinoponera quadriceps
Lineage: Eukaryota; Metazoa; Arthropoda; Insecta; Hymenoptera; Formicidae
Gene: xit
Product: probable dolichyl pyrophosphate Glc1Man9GlcNAc2 alpha-1,3-glucosyltransferase
Exons: 7
Coding region: 17-1630 (537 amino acids)
Biological process (GO): protein N-linked glycosylation
Cellular component (GO): endoplasmic reticulum membrane
Molecular function (GO): dolichyl pyrophosphate Glc1Man9GlcNAc2 alpha-1,3-glucosyltransferase activity
Source: RefSeq, a predicted model, not a curated record